Molecule: messenger RNA, 657 nt
Organism: Funneliformis mosseae
Lineage: Eukaryota; Fungi; Glomeromycota; Glomeromycetes; Glomerales; Glomeraceae
Source: the annotation of a GenBank genome assembly
AUGGAUUCACCAACCGCAUGGAAUAUUAAUGAUGAACGUAAUCUUUUAAGACUAAAUGAAGACAAACAUAUAGUGACUUAUACAGGUCUGGGUGAAAUAGAAGACUGUGCUGCAAUUCGAACAAAUUAUCCUAUACCUGAUCAAUGUGGAUUAUUUUAUUUUGAAGUUGAUAUUAUAGAUAAAGGGAAAAAUGGGGAGAUUGGAAUCGGGUUUUGCACACGAGCAGCUUGCCUAAAUCAAAUGCCCGGCUGGGAAGAUAUCUCGUGGGGUUAUCAUGGUGACGAUGGAAAUAUUUUUAACGCGGGUUCAGAAAAACUAUAUGGACCAACAUUUAUGACUGGUGAUACUAUUGGAUGCUGUUUAAACUUUAGAAAUAAUACGGUAUUUUAUACCAGAAACGGAGUGAAUCUAGGUAUUGCAUUCCAAGAUUUAAAAAAUGCUUUGUAUCCUUGUGUUGGAAUGUUGUCACCAGGUGGAUCUAUAGGAGCAAACUUUGGCUAUAGAAAGUUUAAAUACACAGGUGAAUAUAGGCAAGCAAUUGCGGAUUUGAUAAAGUUGCGAGAAUUUGAGGCAAAUAAUACAUUUGCAUUGAGAUAUCAAGAAGAAAUUUAUUGUAAUGGUAAAUAUAACUCAUUAUUAAUUAUAUCUAUAAUUUAA